Orycteropus afer afer is the source of this 1923-nucleotide messenger RNA. RefSeq names its product family with sequence similarity 114 member A1 (gene FAM114A1). The record is from RefSeq and is a predicted model, not a curated record. Lineage: Eukaryota; Metazoa; Chordata; Mammalia; Tubulidentata; Orycteropodidae.
UUAAAAUGUCUGAUCAUGGCAGUGAGACCUUAGCCACUGGAGAAAAAGCAGACAUUACGGAGACGACCAGUAGUGAUUACCUACCCGAUAAUGCAGAAGUGCAGUGUGAUUCAGCUACAAUUUUGAAUCAGCCAACACCCGCUGACCCCAGAACAGAUGUGCAUGAAAAUGCAGCUGUUCAGGGUGCAGAGACUGCUGAUACCAGGCACCCUGAGCAGACCUUGGAGCCCCCCUUCAAUGGAGAAGUGGCUGAGGACACACUUGCUGAGUGCGUGGACUCUGUCAGCCUUGAGGCAGAUCCUGGAUCUGAAAUACCCCUGAAAGAACAGAAUAAUCCGGCCGUGGAUUCCCCUCUGCAUGGAGGGGGAUGGGCAGGAUGGGGCUCCUGGGGCAAAUCUCUGCUCUCAUCAGCGUCUGCCACAGUAGGUCACGGGUUGACAGCAGUCAAAGAGAAAGCAGGGGCCACCCUGCGGAUUCAUAGUGCAAAUUCCGGAUCUGCUGAAGGGGUCCAACCUGAUAAUGAAAACGAAGCCCCUCAAUUAACAGAUGCUGCCACAGAUCAGAGCCCCACAGAAAGUCCACCCACUUCUCCGUCGUCAGGGUCUCGAGGCAUGCUGUCAGCCAUCACCAAUGUGGUUCAAAACACAGGUAAAAGCGUCUUAACUGGUGGUCUUGAUGCGUUGGAAUUCAUCGGCAAGAAAACCAUGAACGUCCUUGCAGAAAGUGACCCAGGUUUUAGGCGGACCAAGACACUCAUGGAGAGAACCGUUUCUUUGUCUCAGAUGUUAAGGGAAGCCAAAGAGAAGGAGAAGCAGAGGCUGGCACAGCAGCUCACAGCAGAGAGGACUGCACACUAUGGGAUGCUGUUUGAUGAAUAUCAAGGCCUGUCACACCUGGAAGCCCUGGAAAUUCUGUCCAAUGAGAGCGAAAGCAAGGUUCAGUCAUUUUUAGCCUCCCUUGAUGGAGAGAAGCUGGAAAUCUUUAAAAAAGACCUAAUUUCUAUUAAAGACAUCUUUGCAGCCAAAGAAUUUGAGAAUGAAGAGAAUCAAGGACAAGGCUUAGAAGAAAGGGGAGAAGAAUUUGCUAGCAUGCUUACAGAUCUUCUCUUUGAAAUACAUGUCGCGGCCACACCUGACAAACUCAAUAAGGCCAUGAAGAAAGCCUAUGACUGGAUGGAAGAAGAUCAAACCGUGGUGUCAGCAGAUAUGGCAAAGGAGUCAGAGGAGGAAAUGAAGGAGGAAGAGAAGGAAGAGAAGGCUGCAAACCCUAAGGAAGACUCAAAGGAAGAAAGGAAAGUGAAGACAGUAGAGGAAGUUUACAUGCUGUGCAUUGAAAGUCUGGCAGAAGUAACAGCACGCUGUAUCGAGCAGCUUCAUAAAGUAGCAGAGUUAAUUCUUCAUGGACAAGAAGAGGAAAAACCAGCUCAGGACCAAGCAAAAGUUCUGAUAAAAUUAACUACUGCAAUGUGCAAUGAAGUGGCCUCUUUAUCAAAGAAGUUUACAAACUCUUUAACCACUGUUGGGAGCAACAAGAAGGCUGAAGUCCUUAGCCCCAUGAUCAAUAGUGUAUUGUUAGAGGGCUGUAACAGCACCACGUACAUACAGGAUGCCUUCCAGCUGCUGCUGCCCGUCCUGCAGGUUUCACAUAUCCAGACCAGUUGUUUGAAAGCACAGCCGUGACCGCGCCUGACUCCAUCUGGUUAAAGGAAGUGGCAGGCCUCGGAGCUCCAACGAAUGCCAUUUGAGGGGAUGUUUUUUAAGCGUUUGGUGGGUUUUAGAGGCCCAUUUGAGGACACUACAAGCAAUUUUGCACAGACAGUAUUGAGAGCAAGUUUAAAGAGAGUUAUCAUCUCUUAAUGUAUAUGGUCGUUUUUACCAAUAGUUGUGUUUUCUUUAUGUUAAUUUAAACAUAAACAGCUUGUAU